AUGUCAGAACAGCGAACCCCCGACGUGUCCAAGAUUGACCAUGGAGACUCGCAAGCCCGUGACCGGUACAUGAUGGCAUUUAAUGGAGCCAUUAAUCACUUUAACUACGACAGAUACCAGCUCGCGAUCAAACUUGCAAUAGACAAUGUCUGUGCCGAUUUUGAACGAGAUGGGGUUUCCACAGUCGGUGUGGCUUACUUCGAUUACAAGCUGCACGUGGCUCUUUGGGACAUUUACUUUGGUGAUCUUGGGAAUGAUAAGCCUGCUUGCCCGUGGACCGCUCGUCCUGUACAGAAUGACCCCAACGACGAACCCGCCGACGAUUACAUCGACUGGCGCCGCCGACGGGGAAUGGCAGACUCCGCUCAGUCACAGAUGGAUGUCUCUGCCAACAAUCCCGUCUCGCAGGAGGGCGAUUCCCAGUACCCGGCUUCGUUAUUUGAGAGCCUACAGCGAGUGCGACGCCAGGCUGUCAAUUCAGCGAAUGUGGCUGCUGAAAUGGGGAACAUUGCCAUCGAAACGCACAAAUCGAUGGAGAAAGUCCUUGAUGAGAAGAGAGUUCUUCAAGAAAAGGUCGCAAGUUUGGAAGAGGAGCUGGCACGCGUGCAGUCCGAAAGGAACAGCCUCAGGUGUCGACUCAGAGACGCGACGUUCACGGCGCCACGUCGCCAACCCCCGAGCUCCAGGCAGUGA
Fusarium musae is the source of this 693-nucleotide messenger RNA. RefSeq lists its product as uncharacterized. Lineage: Eukaryota; Fungi; Ascomycota; Sordariomycetes; Hypocreales; Nectriaceae. The transcript has 2 exons. Bases 1 to 693 code for a protein of 230 amino acids. The record is from RefSeq and is a predicted model, not a curated record.